CACCACAAGCACAACACAUAAUCAAGAACUACCACCCAACAAUUGCUUUGCUUGCUUUAUUUAUUCAUCAUUUAUUUAUUUUCUGCUUAAACCCCAUCGCACACUUUUGCCUUUCUCUCUCUAUUUGCUCCCGCUUGGGGGCCCGUAUUUUCAGAUUCAACUCCCGAAAACUUCAAUCUUUGUUCUUUCUUUUCUUUUCUGCUGUAAAUUUCUAAUCGAAAUUGAAAACCGAUACGUAUGCUUUGAUUGACCAUCAAUGGCCCACAAUUUCCGCCUUAUCUUGUAUUGCAGUUUCACCUCCAGCAUUUGAACUUUAGGGUUCUGGUCUGUGUGUUGAUUUCUGCUUUUCUGCUGGCGAUUUUUGAUUAAUAUGUUAGCUAGUUUUUCCCGAUCGCGGUCAGAUCUUGAGACGUCCUGAUCUGGCUGAAUAGUUGGGAUUUUCGACAAAAAUGGAAAGUUGAGGGACGCGCCUCUGGUUCACAAAAUAUCACAAAAAUUGCAGCAGCAUUCAAGUUAACUUGAAGAAAGGCAUUGAAUUCGUUAAAGCACCUCGUGAUGAUAAAGAACAUUCUAAACAAGCUUCCUCGCAAGCAGACCAAGCUAGUGGAAAAUCGGGAUGGCGGCCCCUCCAACAACUAUCCCACCAAUGCUUCCAGAAGCACACACCCCUCCAACUCCCGCCUGGCCAACCCAACACCGAACAAUGCCAGCAGGCUUCCCCACGACCACCCGCUGAACGCAAAGGAAAACGGGAACACCUCAUACGACCCUCUUCCCAGCUUCCGAGACGUACCAAACUCGGAGAAGCAGAACCUUUUCCUAAAGAAGCUGAAUCUAUGCUGCACCGUGUUUGACUUCACGGACCCCACUUCGAAGCUGAAGGAAAAGGACAUCAAGCGGCAAAUCUUGGUUGAGCUUGCCGACUAUGUGGCCUCGGCCAACGGAAAAUUCACGGAGACUGCUAUGCAGGAGAUUGUCCACAUGGUCUCUGUGAAUUUAUUUCGCUCGGCCUCUGCUCAGGCUCGGGAAACCCGAGCCUCUGAAGCCCUUGACCUGGAGGAGGAGGAGCCGCUGAUGGACCCUGCGUGGGCCCACCUUCAAGUCGUGUACGAGCUUCUCCUCCGUUUCGUGGCCUCUCCUGAAACGGACGCCAAGCUGGCGAAGCGUUAUGUGGACCACUCUUUCGUGAUCCGGCUGCUCGACUUAUUCGAUUCGGAGGACCCCAGAGAGAGGGACUACCUAAAGACUGUUCUCCACCGCAUAUAUGGGAAGUUCAUGGUCCACCGCCCUUAUAUCAGGAAAGCCAUCAACAAUAUUUUUUACCGGUUCAUAUUCGAGACCGAGAAGCACAAUGGCAUAGCCGAGCUGUUGGAGAUUCUGGGGAGUAUCAUUAAUGGAUUCGCGCUGCCACUGAAGGAGGAGCACAAGCUUUUUCUCGUGCGGGCUCUUAUUCCGCUGCACAAGCCCAAGUGCAUAUCGGCGUACCACCAGCAGCUGUCGUACUGCGUGACACAGUUUGUGGAGAAGGACUGCAAGCUGGCGGACACUGUCAUCAGAGGGCUUCUUAAGUAUUGGCCGGUGACUAAUAGUUCGAAGGAGGUGAUGUUCUUGGGGGAGCUUGAGGAGGUGUUGGAGGCAACCCAGCCACCGGAGUUCCAGCGGUGCAUGGUGCCUUUGUUCCGGAGGAUUGCGCGUUGUAUAAACAGCUCGCAUUUUCAGGUGGCAGAAAGAGCCCUCUUCUUAUGGAACAACGAUCACAUUGAAAACCUCAUCAAACAAAACCGUAAGGUCAUACUCCCAAUCAUCUUCCCCUCACUGGAGAAAAACGCACGGACCCACUGGAAUCAGGCUGUCCAGAGCUUAACCCUUAAUGUCCGUAAGAUAUUUUCGGACUCGGACCCUGACUUAUUAGGUGAGUGCCUGCUCAAGUUUCAAGAAGAUGAGUCCCAAGAACAGGAAAUCAAGACCAAACGAGAGGCCACCUGGAAACGCCUAGAAGAAAUAGCCACGGCCAAAGCCCAUAGCAAUGAGCCGGUUCUUGAGUCCCUACGGCCAAACAUGAAAAUGCUGUCUGGGUGAAUAGAUUUGAGGCCCUAUGUUUUUCUAUUUAUUUUUUUUUUUUUUUUU
Striga asiatica is the source of this 2127-nucleotide messenger RNA. The record is from the annotation of a GenBank genome assembly. NCBI's taxonomy places the organism in Eukaryota, Viridiplantae, Streptophyta, Magnoliopsida, Lamiales, Orobanchaceae.